UCCUGCAGCAGCAAUCCGUGCAUGAACGGCGGCACAUGUGGCACUACCGGUACUGUGUACACGUGCUCUUGCCCUACUGGGUGGGGUGGAACUAAUUGUAAUAUAUAUGUUGCAUCUGGGUGCGUGAGUAACACGUGUCUGAACGCGGGCGUAUGCUACGUGCAGGAAAAUGGUGAACACGUGUGCGUGUGUCAAGAUGGGUUCAAAGGCUCGAACUGCGAAACCGUUGCAAAUCCAGCAGUGUGCACAGCGGAUACCUGUAAACAUAAUGGCGCCUGCCAUGCAGUUGGCGACGAAACGUUGACGUAUCUAUGUAAAUGUUCUCCGGAAUGGCGGGGAACCAACUGUGAAAUAUCUGUAUUGAUUCCACCAUGCGACUCGAAUCCUUGCCAAAAUGAUGGGACUUGCGCAGAAACGUCGGAGGGAUUCUCGUGUAUUUGUAGAGAAGGAUAUGGAGGAACGGCAUGCGAAACAGACAUUAACGAGUGCCUUAGUGAUCCAUGUCAAAAUGGCGGAUCUUGUUAUGACAAAACAUUUGGCUACACGUGCAUAUGUUCUGACAUGUAUACAGGUCCUCACUGCGAAGACGAGUAUGCGUAUUUAUCCGGUUCGCCCAUCGCAGUACACUCACCCGGUGUGAUGCUAAUUAGCUUCAUACUAAUCACCAUAUUCCUAAGGUGACACGACUACAAUGUACUGUAAAAUGACUAAUUUUCACUGGGUUUAAAUUUCACUGAUUUACCAUUUCAGGCAUAUUCAGUGGGUUUUAAAUUCACGGUUUUAUCAUUUAGAUAAUGUGUUCUAUGCUAAAUUUUACAUAUUCACUGUGUUUUAAUUUAGCGCAUUUUUCCAGUCAGCGAAAUAAGCUAAAUUAAAACCCAGUGAAUAAUUACCCCCUUUACAGUACUCAAGAUUUGCUCCAGCUGCGAGUAAUUGCCAAAUAUUUAUACUUUUUGCACACAACGUUUUUUAUUAUUAAAUUCGAUUUUGCACCUUUAUUAAUUUCC
Molecule: messenger RNA, 1007 nt
Organism: Saccoglossus kowalevskii
Lineage: Eukaryota; Metazoa; Hemichordata; Enteropneusta; Harrimaniidae
Biological process (GO): Notch signaling pathway; heterophilic cell-cell adhesion; establishment or maintenance of epithelial cell apical/basal polarity
Cellular component (GO): cell surface; plasma membrane; signaling receptor complex
Molecular function (GO): calcium ion binding
Source: RefSeq, a predicted model, not a curated record